Pyrus x bretschneideri (Chinese white pear) is the source of this 2061-nucleotide messenger RNA. Its product is annotated as growth-regulating factor 1. Gene Ontology annotation, molecular function: ATP binding. NCBI's taxonomy places the organism in Eukaryota, Viridiplantae, Streptophyta, Magnoliopsida, Rosales, Rosaceae. Gene Ontology annotation, cellular component: nucleus. The record is from RefSeq and is a predicted model, not a curated record. Gene Ontology annotation, biological process: DNA-templated transcription; developmental process; regulation of DNA-templated transcription.
UUUAAUCUUUCCCUCAAAAUAUCAACUUGCUGAUAGCUCUUAAAAUGCACCAUCCCUCUCUCUCUCUCCCUCUCUCUCUCCACCGCCUUAAAGGCUAAAGCUUGCAUCUUUCUGUAGCCAAAUGAAAACCCAAAUGCUGCAUUUUUCUUAAACCGCUCUGAGUUUUUUGUGUUCUAUAUGGAUCUUGGGGUGGUGGGUUUUGGUGGGUUGGGGGGUGGUUGUUCUUCAGAUUCUGGUUUUCCUCUUGCUGCUACUUCAUCGGCAGAUCAGGAGGCGGCCAAGCACAAGUGGUUGUACGGAUCUGGGUACCACAGGCAGUGGAGAUCUGCCGACGAGGAGGACUGGAGGAGCUCUAAACUUGCCAAGACUGAUGAUUUUUCAUCUUCCAAAGCAAUGCAACAGCAGCAGUCACUGAGCUUCUCUAACUCUCCCAAUCCAGAAGCUGUGCUAGUUGAAAAGAAUGCCGCAAUGCCAUACUUUCACCAAGCUUUACCUGCUUACAAUAGAACUUCUGCAGGGCAUAAUAGUGGGAGUUUGAGUAAUGGAGCUGCUGCCAUGCAUUGGAGUACAGCAGGAGGCAGAGGACCUUUCACUCCAUCUCAAUGGAUGGAGCUAGAACACCAGGCCUUGAUCUACAAAUACAUCACUGCCAAUAUGCCUAUUCCAUCCACUCUACUCGUCCCUAUCAAGAAGGCCCUUGAUUCUGCAGGAUUUUCGACGUUUCCCAACGGACUUCUCAGGCCCAAUUCAUUGGGAUGGGGUUCUAUCCAUUUGGGAUUCUCCAACAACACUGAUCCUGAGCCGGGAAGGUGUCGCAGGACCGACGGGAAGAAAUGGCGGUGCUGGAGAGAUGCCGUUCCUGACCAAAAGUAUUGCGAGCGGCACAUGAACAGGGGUCGCCACCGUUCAAGAAAGCCUGUGGAAGGCCAGACCGGCCACACCGGAACCACCACCUCAAAACAGCCUUUGGCUUCUUCGUCAUCAACAUCCGUAGUUUCCAUUCCUGGUGGUGACGGUGGUGGCAGCAGCAGCCAUGCUAUCGCCAACCAGCAGCUCAAGAGCUUACAGCAGCCUGCUGCAUCUAAUUCUUCCGCAGUAGCCACUCAGAUGAACAGGAUGUUCAUGAACAAAGAGAAUGCGGGUGGGAGAAUUCAACACACACCAGGCCUCACCAUGCUGUCGAAAGAAAACCCAUUCUCGACUCAGAAACAGCAAAUCGGAUGCGAAGAAUCCUCGAGAACGGAGUUUGGGCUUGUCUCCUCGGACUCGCUCUUAAAUCCUUCACAGAAAAGGUCAUACCCUGCAGAAACAAAUUCACAACAGCAUUCCCUUCGCCACUUCAUCGACGAUUGGCCUAAAACUCAAUCCGACCGCCAACCUGUUUCAUGGCCUAACCAACUCGGCAUGCAAUCAGACAGAACCCAAUUAUCAAUUUCGAUCCCCAUAGCUUCAUCCACAAGCAGUGAGAAGCUCACGCUCUCACCACUCCGUCUCUCUAGGGAACUAGAGUCUCCGGCCCCAAUGGGAUUGGGAACAGACAGCAGCCAUACCCUCAAUGAACAAAACAACAUGAAGCAAGCGAAUUGGAUUCCAAUCGCUUGGGAGACUUCACUUGGCGGUCCUUUAGGGGAAGUCCUGCACAAUCCCAACAGCAACACCAACGCAGUAGAGUACAAGAACAACUCUUCAGUCAUUAAUCUGAUGACUGGGGGAAGCUGGGACAACAAUAACAAUAGCACUUCAUCUUUAGGGUCAUCUCCGACUGGGGUCCUACAGAAGACGGCGUUUGGGUCUCUGUCGAAUAGCAGUGCAGGGAGCAGUCCAAGAGCAGAGAAUAAUAAUAAAAGCCAUGAAGGGUUUAGCCUUUGCAAUGACCUCCUUGGGUCCAAUAUGUUGAACUCUUCCUCCUUGCCUGCCUUGUAGGUCAAGGAAAAAGAAAAAGAAUUGAGUUUUUAUCUCUACUACCAAGCAAAAUAGUACUUAGGAGGUUUUUUUUUCUUUCUAUUUAGUCUCUUCUGAUUUUCUUGUGUUCUUAAAUUUCAGUGUGUGUUCGUUUGUGCU